Coffea arabica (coffee) is the source of this 4657-nucleotide messenger RNA. NCBI's taxonomy places the organism in Eukaryota, Viridiplantae, Streptophyta, Magnoliopsida, Gentianales, Rubiaceae. The record is from RefSeq and is a predicted model, not a curated record.
AUUCAUUUCCCUCUCUCCAGCUUCAUUCCCAACCUUAGAAAUUGAAAUCUGAACAGUUCAAAAAGAAGCUCUACGAAUUGAACUUCAAUUUCAGGCCAUGUCGGCAAAGUCCGGCGAACCCACUGCUAUCGCCGGCGGCGAUGGUGAAGCCACGGGGAACUCAGAAGGAGGAACCACCGUGGCUCUGCAGAAGAAACGGCUGAGAAGGGUGAGCUUUGCGGAAAAUACCUCAGUGCGAUUCUUUGACCGCGAUGACGACGAAAAUGAGACGCCGGAGGCACUGGAAGAAUCGGCUAGCAAGGUUGGUAAUAAUAAUGAUAGUGAAGAGAUAAUUGAGCUCCUAGGGUUCCGUCAACUGGUGAAAUCAAAAGGCGGCGGUGAAGAAGAUAGAGAAGAUGGAGACCGGCAGAGUGAUGAUGAGGAGCGUGUUGAUAUGCGUAGGUCGUUUUUGAGGCCGGUUGAAUCGCCUUCUUCAGAAAGUGGUUUUGGUUCGGCCACCUCCAAUGACGAAGAUAAUUUUUUUGGUCCUGUUUCCGCCAGUUUUAUAAGGCCUGACCGUUUAUCAGACUCUGGAGCUUCAGAUCUCAAUCAUGAUGUUACCAUGGAUUCAACUGCAUUCUCCAUGCAUUUCCGGAGCUUGGCUAGGUCAGAUUCAGGAAUUGACUUAAAGACACCCACAGAAUCUCACUUAUCCUUUGAGGAGAAGACACCAACGCAGACUAACAUAGGAAGUUCAAUGGAAAUUACAGUGCCCAAAAAGUUAAUUUCCCUGUCUUCCUCGCCUAUUGUGAAUGAAGGUGGUGGUAGUAGCAGUUCAAGUGAUAUGAGUCUUGUUGGCGGGAGCCCUGCUAGCUACGAUUAUGGGAGACUUUCACCUGCAUUGGAUGCUCUUUUGGGAGAAGGAAGCAAGAAUUUGAAUAUGAUUUCUGACUCUGACAUUGAUGUUGUUUCAGGGUCACGUGGUAACUAUGGAAGUAAGUUUUUCCCAGAAAGAGAGAAUGGGGAUAUCUUUGUGGAUGUAACUAAGAAUGGAAAGGCGGUUUCUAAAGGAGCAGGUGAAGCAAAUAGUAGGUUACCAAUCUCUCCUGUUGCUCAUGCAACACCAGCUUCGGAUAUUUUGAUUGAUAAAACAAAAUUUUCCCCAAACAAGUUAAUUAAAGAGAGAACUUUUCGACCAGUAAUGGAUGAUAAACUUGGUCAAGCAGAUGGGCAUAUUCAAAAUGAAUCUCCUUUGGUUGAUUUCAUAUCUUCGCCUGCCAAACGAAGAGAAGCACUUACAAGUUGUGCUUCACCACUCAAAAGUAUGUCAGCACUGACUCCUCAAGAAGAAAGAAGUUCUUUUCGAGGUACUGAAAUCAUAAAACAAGAUAGUACAUCAUCCAUCCAGAAAAGCAUUUCCAAGCUAAGAUUACUUGAAGCUUCUCCCUUCGCUUUUCUUGGAGCUGAAAAACGAAAUAUUAAGCCACAUAAUAUUACAGAUUCUUAUCCUUUCAACAUCCUUUCAGAGAAAGAGAUGAAUAAUUUUCAGAUGAAGGAAUUGUCUGCAUCUUCCACAGACACUGAGAGCCAACUCUUAAGGGAUUCUCUUGGGGAAGGGGCACAAGUAAGUAAUUUUAACAUAAAAAAUAAUCAAAUCGAGGAUUCAGGUGGAGGAAAUAUGCCUCAAACUGAAGAAGUUAAUGUAGUUGCUAUUUCACCCUCUCAGCUAAUUUGUCCUGGAAAGGAGAUGGAGCAUGAUUUAUUCAGGUCAAAAGAUCCAAAUGAUGAUGUACUUGUAACCGCUGGAAUUGAUUCUUCUUCAGCUGAGACCACUCUUGAUUAUAUUCGAGCGAAGAAUUUAACUGGUACACCUCAAAUAUCUGUUCCUUGUCCAGAUAAAGGGGUACAAAAGAAGUUGACAGCGUCGCCAGAACUUCUGAAGCUAUCUAAAGAUUUAGUGCUGCAUGAUCGAUUUGUCAAACUUAAAAACUUUUCCCCAGGUCGAAACUUAUCUCUACAAGGAAGUGCUCUUGAUGAAAAUCUUUUUACUGAACCUCUUGGCAGAUCAGGUUAUUUCUCGAUUGGGAGGGAAGUUCAUCCUAGCUCACCUGCUUCUGCAGUCUGCAUUUCCAAUCUAAUUGAAGUUAACUCAACAGUUGCCAAAAAUGGUAAUGAUGAUGAUGGGAAUGUAGGUACUGGAGUGACCGAAAGAUCCCAGUUUCUUCAUAAUAGGGAACUGGAUGGAAAUCUCCAAUUUGGCAUUGGUCUCUCCAGGUCUUCAAGUGAGCUACAUGGGGGUGAACCAGAAGAUGUUUCUAAUGUCUCUUCGGUGCCAUCUGUUUGGAGGAAUUUGAAGGAGUUAACAUUUCCAAAGAAUUUGUUGGACUCAUUGACGCCAAGUCCUGCAAGGAAGGCGUUCGAGAUAGUGGGGAGGGAUAAUACAUGUGAGCAUCCUGUGGAAGAUGUUUUGUUUCCCACAUCCAAUCAAAUGAAAUCUUCUCUUAAAAGAAGGAAUAGAGUAAUUGACUUUGAGGAUAGACAACAUAGAAAUGAAGUGGCUCCAGAGCUGAGGAGUCCAAAACUUCUGAAAGUGGGGUGUAAAGAUGUGGAAAUGCGUGGAUAUACUAGUGAAAAUUUUGGAGAAAGAUCUGUUGAAGCAUCAAAGCAUUGGACUGAUAUAUAUUCAAAAUUUUCACAUGAUGCAGAACGAUUGUUCACGCUUUCCAAGGAUAAGCUUAAUCUUUCAGUGAUUGAUUUGCUGGAAGGGUUUUUGUUUCAAUUGAAGAAGUUAAAGAUGUACGAGAUGGUUGGCACUGGAAUCUUUACUCAGAAAACAUCUGUUCGUCUUGACCAGCAAACUGAAAGAGCUGGUGGAACAAGAAUGUUAUUGCAUCAAAUCCUGCAUGAAAGGUCAAAACUACAGCUCAUGCGUGCUAAGCAGCAGAGGUUAUUGGGAAAGUUACAAAAAUUGAGCCAGGGAAAUCAGGAGUCUCAAAUGUUGAAACAAAAUUUUUUGUCCCAGUUGAGGAGAGGUGCCCAAGCUGACAUCCUUGGCCUUCAAAAUUUUGUUCAUGUGAAGCAGAGGGAUGAGGUGACAUGUGAAAAAGUGGCAGCAAUCAAGCAGGCUUUAGAAUCAUUGGAUAGAAAGAAAGCUAAGUUUACCAAAGCACUUCAGAGUUCUUGUAAGAUUAAGGGAGAACUUAGCUGUGUUGACAGUGUUAGUUUAGUUAAUGAUCAUUUGAUGAAGGAAUCACGUCAUAGGUUUAUUCGUCAAGACAUGCAGAUGUGGGUUGUUGAUGAUGUGCAGAGUAAGAGUGGGCAUCAUGAUAUUGCUCUCAACUACCUUGAUCUAAUCAUUCAGAGGUUGGUUGGUACCAAAGGAAAAGGAAUAAAUGAGACGUUCUGCUUUGUCUCUUCAUGUUCUAGUAUGAUGAGUUCUUGUAUGGUGGAUAAUUGCAGGGUGCAACUUACUGUUGGUACAGUGAAAAGCAUUGUCAUCUCCAAUAAAGUGGAUGAUGCAAAAAUUAGGAAGAUUUUCCCAAAUAUGGAUGCUUGCAAAGCGUUUUCAGUUGUCCUAAAUGCUGAGAGCACACGGAAGUAUUUUGGUUGUAGAAGUCUGGCACAAGAAAUACAAGUAACUAGUUCACUUCUUGGUAAUUUGGUGGAUGUGGUUCGGGAGCUGCAGAUGGCUCAGAUAGAACUUCGUAAUCUGACUGAUAUAUCAUUUCAUUGUCCAUUAGUUGGGCAGCUGAAUUUGCAUCUUUCUUUCUUCAGUUUUAAGAGUGGAAAGAAAGUUUCCUUGAUAUUUAACAUGUCUAGUUUGAAUCGGGGUGUAUACCCAUCAGAUAUCCUACCUUCACAGUUAACAGCAUUUAAAGGGAUGAAUAAUACAUCAGGUGAUCCUAUCAUAGGUGAAAUUAGAGAUGCUUUCAAAAGCCUUAGAGCUGGAUACAUGAGAAUUAUACGGCUAUGCCGGUGCAUUUCCCUGGUUGUUCAAGGCUGAAACAAGUGAAAUUCCUUUGAUGAGGAAAAAAUGUGAAGAAUUUAUUAGCUUGGCCGCAUGGGGAAUCCAAUGGGUUAGCAUCUCAACUGUAUAUUGCACCUAUAAGGUCAUUUGAGAUUAUACUGGACAAGGGCCAUACGUAUGCGAAGACUUGCCCAAAGAUAACAAUGGGACAAAGUGGCAGUUAAGGGAGCUUCAAUCCUUCCCAGAGUUCAGCCGGAGGAGAGAUCAAGACGUGUAAUUUUGCUUAUGCAGCUAAUUCUUUCGAAAAGCUGCAGAAAAGCUUAGGAUUUUUGUUUAUUUGCAUCAUGUUUGACUACAAUCUAUGAUGGUGAAGCGGCGAUUCCUUCUGAUUUGUUACCUUAUGUGCUAUUAUAGGAACUUUUUAAAGCUGUUUUAGUGUUAGUUUGUGGAUUAAUUCAGGGUGCAGUUGAAUGGAGUAGGAUGUAACUCGUAAGGUAUGCAUUUUUUGCUUUUGUCUCUACUCGCAAACAUACUUGGAUCUGCAAUCCAAACACCUUCCUGAGAUAGCACAAUUCACCUCGGUUUUGCGAUCCGAAAGUGUUUUCAUCGAAUGUUUUAUAGGUCGCUCAUGUAUUUACCAGAACGAAAUGACUGCAUGAAUGUAUCUCUUUGUUCUUAAUGAUAUAAACAUUUAAGACAUGUUUAUUCUCA